Molecule: messenger RNA, 10723 nt
Organism: Mytilus californianus (California mussel)
Lineage: Eukaryota; Metazoa; Mollusca; Bivalvia; Mytilida; Mytilidae
Product: serine/threonine-protein kinase PRP4 homolog
Exons: 15
Coding region: 70-2880 (936 amino acids)
Biological process (GO): peptidyl-threonine phosphorylation; peptidyl-serine phosphorylation; mRNA cis splicing, via spliceosome
Molecular function (GO): protein serine/threonine kinase activity; ATP binding
Source: RefSeq, a predicted model, not a curated record
AUGGUUUCUUCUUUUGUGACGUAAAACCGGAAGCGGAAGAAAGAAGAAACGAGGCAACAACGAAGAAAAAUGGCGAAUGCUGAAGUCUAUACAAAUCAUGUUUCUUCAAGACAAAACGAAAUAUUAAGUGAUGGGGAAACUUCAGGUAGCGAAGAACCACCAGUUGUAGAUGAAGGAGAAGGGGUAGAUGAAGAAGAAGGGGAAGUAACUCCUGUUUCCAUAUCUAAAGACAAAAAGGACAAGAAGAAGAAAAAACAUAAACACAAGCAUAAACAUAAAACUGAUAAACAUGAACGCCAUGGAAGUGAUAAACACAAACAUAAAAAACGCAAGAAACAUAAAAUGGAAAAGGCUGAGGAAGAAGAGGAAGAAAUUGAUGAAGAUAAUGUUGAAAAGAAGAAGCGAAAGUUUGAUGAGGACAUUGCUAAGUUAGAAAAAGCUAGAGAGGUUUUGAAAGCUGUACUUAGUGUAGAUAGUAACAGUAAUCAAGAAGCUGAAAUGAACCCAAUGGACAUGAUCGCUCAGGGAUAUGCUGCAUCUGAAUCCGAGGAAGAAGAUGGAGAGGUUGAUCAUGAAGAAACAAAAAUAGAAAAGAAGAUCUCACGUGAAUGGCAAAUAUUAGAACAGGCUUUAGCAGAGAAAGUUAAACAGGAAAAGAAAGAAGAUGGAGACACUGAACAUAGAAAUGUUAAACGUGACAAACAAUCACAUUCAGAUAGACAUAGAUCUAAAGAAAACGAUCCAUACUCUAGUGAAAAUAAAAAACAUAGAUCUAAAUCUCCUGUUGUAAUUGAUCUCACCAAUGAUUCAGUACCGGACAGAAAAAGAUCAAGAGAAAAGGAUAAUAGAAGUGAUUCAAGAUAUCGGGAAGGGAGACGAUCAUCCCCACAUAGGUCACCCACAUACAGGUCACAGAGUAGAGAUCAAACGAGGGAAUCACACAGGUCAAAAAGUAGAGACCCUCAUUGGGUCAGAUCUCCUGGUAGAGAAAGACCUAGAGACACAAGGAAUAGGUCACCAGAAAGAAGAAGAUCUCCUGAUCGACGAUUAGAUUCCAGACGACUUGAUGAAAGGAGAAGAUCACCUGACUGGGGCAGACCGGUAGAUAGAAAUGAUAGAGGUCGUGAUAGACCUUUAGAAAAUAAUGAUAGAGGUCGUGAUAGACCUUUAGAAAAUAGAGGAUCUCCAGAGAAAAGAAAAUCUCCUUUUGUUUCUGCAUUUAAAAGCUACAGGGAUUUAUAUGGUGGAAGAGGCAGAGGACAAGACCGAGGUCGUGACAGGAGAAGUCGAUCACGUGACAGACGACACCGGAGUCGAUCUAGAGACCGACGAAGACGUGAUAGAAAGAAGGAAGAUAAAUUUAAAGGCAGCCUAUCUGAAGGCAUGGCAACAAACCAGGAUGAUUCUGAUGAUGAAAAUCUUGAUAUAGACAUUCCAGAUGAUGAUGAAGAUGAAGAAGAUAUGAUAGCAAGAAGGAGGAAGGAAAGAGAAGAACUGUUACAGAAACUAACAUUUGCCAGUAAUGAGAACAGUAGGAUGUCUCAGGACGAUGGUACACAGAGUGAAGAUGAAAGUUUAUCUCGAGCAUCGUCAGAUAGUGAUGAGGUGGCAGCACGAGCAGCAGAAAUUUUAGAUGAAGAACCACAGGAUUACUUUGAAACGACAUAUCAUCAGAAAAGACAAAUCUUUGGAUUAGAAGAGGCAGAAUUGAAAAAGAAAGAAGAAGAAAAGGAGGGGGAAAAUGAAAAGACAGCUGACAUGUUUUCAGAAAGUGACAUGUUCAGUGAAAAUUAUACUAGUCCAGGAGUAGCAAAGUUUACUGCCAAUGUUAAUGAGAAUCCUAGUUUACUGGAUAACUGGGAUGAUGCUGAGGGCUACUAUAGAGUGAGAGUUGGGGAAAACUUAGAUAAAAGAUAUUCCGUGUAUGGAUAUACUGGACAUGGUGUGUUCAGUAGUGUAGUCAGGGCUAGAGACGAGGCCAGGGGGAAAAUGGAUGUAGCCAUUAAAAUUAUUAGAAACAACGAAAUGAUGCACAGGACUGGUUUAAAGGAAUUAGAGUUCCUUCGUAAGCUGAAUGAUGCAGAUCCUGAUGACAAAUUCCAUUGUUUACGACUCUACAGACAUUUCUUUCAUAAAAACCAUCUCUGUUUAGUAUUUGAAUCUUUAAGUAUGAAUCUACGAGAAAUAUUGAAGAAAUAUGGUAAAGAUAUAGGAUUACAUAUAAAAGCGGUCAGAUCAUAUGCACAGCAACUGUUACUGGCGCUCAAACUUCUAAAGAGAUCCAGUAUAUUACAUGCUGACAUCAAACCAGAUAAUAUAUUGGUAAAUGAGUCCAAGUUACUGCUGAAGUUGUGUGAUUUUGGUUCAGCAUCUCAUGUUUCUGACAAUGACAUCACUCCUUACUUAGUCAGCAGGUUUUACAGAGCUCCUGAGAUUAUCCUAGGUAUGGGUUACGACCAUGCUAUAGACAUGUGGUCAGUUGGAUGUACCCUGUAUGAACUGUAUACUGGAAAGAUCCUGUUUCCAGGAACUUCGAACAAUGAAAUGUUAAAGUUUAUGAUGGAUGUGAAGGGUAAAAUGCCACAUAAGGUGAUACGUAAGGGUAUGUUUAAGGACAACCAUUUUGACAGCAACUACAAUUUUCUGUACAUGGAAGUGGAUAAAGUUACGCACAGGGAAAAGGUCACAGGUCUGACACAAAUAAACAUUUCCAAACCGUUAUUGUCCGAAAUGGUAGGCUUCCAGAGACUCCCCGAAGACCAAUUGAAAAAAGUAAUGCAAUUAAAGGACUUACUGGAUAAAGUGCUCAUGUUGGAUCCCAGUAAACGAAUCAGUAUCAACCAAGCAUUGACUCAUCCGUUCAUUCAGGAGAAAAUAUAAAUUGUGUUAUUCAUAUUCAAUUGGAUUAAUGGAUAUAAAUGUUUGACAUCAAGAUAGUGGAGGUUUAUUUGUAAGUCUAAAAGAUAUUGUACGGUAAGAUGUAGUGCCAUGGAAUGAAGGUUAGAAUAUCAGACCAGACAUUGAAUGUGAAACAAACUCAUGCAACAAAAUAUACACUGAACAUUGAAUUAAGAAUUGAUUAAGAUUUCAUAUAGUCUUAAUUAUUUUACAGUUCUUAAGCAUAGUUAUUUUCAUGUAAUUCUUGAAAACUUAUAAUUUUGAUAAUUGAAAAUUCCUCUUUUUCCUUAGAAAAAUAAUGGAAACCAGGAUUUCAUGAAAAUCUCUAUGUUUUUAGUAGUAAAAUACUCCAAUUUUAGUACGGCAACCAGUGAUAUUAUAUUGAAUUUGAAACAGACAUUGUAGGACUUCACAUGUAGAUGAUAUAUUAUUAUGUAAUUUGUUGUCAUGGAAACUAACAUGCUAAUUUGUGUUUCAGUUCGCUGUGAUAUGGAAUAAUCACAGACUGUUUACCUUUUAACUGAUCAGUUGCAAGAGUUGAGCAAAGGUAACCAUACAAACAUGGGGAAGGGGUUUCUAUUUUGAUUAAUUGGUUUAUAUUAAACUAAUUUUUGUUUAGAGUUCAAUUGGUAAGUGAAACUCCUUUAUGUAUGAUUUAAGUUGUCAGCGUCAUUUAGUUUCAUCCAUGUCUGUCUAAACAUGUAUAGUUAAAAAUUGUCAUGAGAAAAUCAUUUGAACUUUAAUGUUAUAAGAAACCACAAAACUAAUAACAUUUAUCACAUAUAUGAGCCUCUAGAUAAAAGAGACAAUUUCAAAAUUUUUAAUUUCUAUUCAAAAACUUGAUUUUUCCACAUUGAAAUUUUUCCACAAGUCAAAAGGGAUUUGGCUAACUUUAAAUUUAUAGAAUGAGAGUUCAUUUUCAUUUUACAAAUGGCAUGUUUGUUAAACACAAUUAUCAUUUUGGACUGGAGACAUUUGUGUCGGAGGACACAGCUUUAUGUUUUACACUUUUGGUUCAUACAUUACAAUUAUUUAAUAAAAAUGAAACAAUGUUUUAAAAAUAAACAUGAAAUAAUCAAAAUAUUAAAAAAACAAUUGUAAAUAAAUUUUUAUUAUAGAAUUUCAUGUUUGACUUUUUUUUGCAUACAAAUUUUCUUUUCUUUUUUUUUUUUUAAUAAUUCAAAUUUGAAAUGAAUUAAUUUAAGUGAAUUCUUACAAAAAUAAAUCAUUUUUGACUGGGGUUUAUUUUUCAGAUAGUUGAAGAAUUCUGUUUCCAACAUAUUGAGGUCUAACAAUUUUACAGUCUUAUCUAAAGAUAAGUGCUUUAUGAGGUAGAAAAAGGUGUGAAUUUAUAGUACCUAAAUAUCCCUGUUUUCACCAAAAAAGUAUUUUCACAAAAUGCAUGUAUAAAACUCAAUUUUGUCAUCAUAGCAAAAACUUUGCAAUAUAUUUAACAUAUGUAAAUUCAUCUUGUGUUUAUGAUUGUUCCAAAAAAGAGAAUAUUUCUACAAUUAUGUCAAAUUUAGCAGCAAUUUAUGUAUAUGUUAGUGAUUAUGUAUAAAGACAUUAAUUGAUUUUAUGUAAAUCUGUUGACUAUGUACUUUUUUCAUGCAGGAAAGUCCAAGGAAUAAAAUACAGACUGAUAUCAAAGAGCUUGGGAGUUUUUCUUGUAAAAUUCAGUGGUUAUCAACCAGUGCUGUUGUGGUAAUAACCCUUUAUAUACUUAUAUGGGUAUUACUAUUGCUUAGUUUAAACCUAGUGUUGUCAGUUUAAGGGUUUGUUCAAUAAAACAUGACUUCUGGUGCAUGUUGUGUCUCUGGUUUCAGAUAGUCAUUAGAUGCAAAUUGUCUGAGCGCUUUGAAAAUAAAAAAAAAUUCCAAGGGACAAUUUAAUUUUGCAUCCAUAUUUAAUUGCAGUUAAUGCUUCUUUAAUUUAUAGCACUUACUCUUUUCAUACUUAGUUUUUAUACGACCGCAAAAAUUGAAAAUUUUUUGGUCGUAUAUUGGUAUGACGUUGGCGUCGUCGUCGUCGUCGUCGUCUGGCGUCGUCCGGCGUCGUCCGAAGACACAUUGGUUUUCGCACUCUAACUUUAGUUUAAGUGAAUGGAUCUCCAUGAAAUUUUACCAUAAGGUUCAAUACCACGAAAGGAAGGUUGGGAUUGAUUUUGGGGGUUAUGGUACCAACAGUUAAGGAAUUAGGGGCCAAAAAGGGGCCAAAAAUAAGCAUUUUUGUAAUUCCAGACAAUAACUUGUGUGUAAGUGUAUGGAUCUCUCUGACAUUGUACCACAAGGUUCCAUAUCACAAAGGGAAGGCUGUAAUUGAUUUUGGGGGUAAUUGCCUCAAAAUUUUAGGAAUUAGGGGCCAAAAAAGGGGCAAAAAACAAGCAUUUUUCUAGUUUCAUGACAAUAACUUGUGUGUAAGUGUUUGGAUAUUUCUGAAAUUGUACUACAAGGUUCCAUAUCACAAAGGGAAAGCUGGAAUUGAGUUUGGGGAUAAUUGCCUGAAACGUUUAGGAAUUGGGGGCCAAAAAGGGGCCAAAAAUAAGCAUUUUUCUAGUUUCCAGACAAUAACUUGUGUACAAGUGUAUGGAUCUCUCUGAAAUUGUACUGCAAGGUACCAUACCACAAAGGGAAGGCUGGGAUUGAGUUUGGGGGUGAUGAAUCAUAAGGGGGUUCAAAAAAUUUGGGGGGGGGAUUUUUUUUUUUUCUUUUUUUUUCUUUUUUUCCUUUUUUUUUUCUUUUAAAAUUUUCCAUUUUAAGUUGGUUAUUUCUGAUUAAUAUUUAAAAGCAAAUAAUAAUGAUAUGGUAGGAGUUACACACCAAACAGGAUGUGUAAAUUAUUAUAUAAUAAGUAUUGUGCAAUAGCAAGAAAUUUUCAAUUGCACAGUAUUGCACAAUUGCAAGAAAUCUUCAAUUGCACAGUAUUGCGCAAUAGCAAGAAAUCUUCAAUUGCACAGUAUUGCGCAAUAGCAAGAAAUAUCCAAUAGCACAAUAUUGCGCAAUAGCAAGAAAUUGUCAAUUGUACAGUAUUGCACAAUAGCAAGAAAUAUUCAAUUGCACAGUAUUGUGCAAAAGAAGAUACUUCGUAUAAAUUGCUUAUUUCUUGAUCAAUUUCAAUGGGGUUUUAUUCUUGAAUUCUUGGGGUUCUUUAAUAUGCUGAAUCUAACCGUGUAUUAAGUUUUUGGAUUUUGGGCCCCGUUUUUAAAUUGGUCUACAUUAAGGUCAAAAGGGUCCAAAAUUAAACUUAGUUUGAUUUUAACAAAAAUUGAAUUAUUGGGGUUCUUUGAUAUGCCGAAUCUAACCGUGUAUUUAGAUUCUUGAUUAUGGGCCCAGUUUUCAAGUUGGUCCAAAUCGGGGUCCAAAAUUAAACUUUGUUUGAUUUCAACAAAAAUUGAAUAUAUGGGGUUCUUUGAUAUGCUGAAUCUAACCAUGUAUUUAGAUUUUUAAUUUGUGGGCCCCGUUAUCAACUUUGUCCACAUUGAGGUCAAAAGGGUCCAAAAUUAAACUUUGUUUGAUUUCAUCAAAAAUUGAAUUCUUGGGGUUCUUUGAUAUGCUGAAUCUAACCAUGUAUUUAGAUUUUUUAUUUGUGGACCCGCUAUCAAAUUGGUUCAUAUUGAGGUCAAAAGGGUCCAAAAUUAAACUUUGUUUGAUUUCAUCAAAAAUUGAAUUAUUGGGGUUCUUUGAUAUGCCAAAUCUAACCGUGUAUUUAGAUUUUUAAUUUGGGGUCCCGUUUUUAAAUUGGUCUACAUUAAGGUCCAAAGGGUCCAAAAUUAAACUUAGUUUGAUUUUAACAAAAAUUGAAUUCUUGGGGUUCUUUGAUAUGCUGAAUCUAAACAUGUGUUUAGAAUUUUGAUUAUGGGCCCAGUUUUCAAGUUGGUCCAAGUUGGGGUCCAUAAUUAAACUUUGUUUGAUUUCAACAAAAAUUGAAUAUAUGGGGUUCUUUGAUAUGCUGAAUCUAAACAUGUAUUUAGAUUUUUGAUUUUUGGCCCAGUUUUCAAGUUGGUCCAAAUUGGGGUCCAAAAUUAAACUUUGUUUGAUUUCAACAAAAAUUGAAUAUAUGGGGUUCUUUGAUAUGCUGAAUCUUACCAUGUAUUUAGAUUUUUUAUUUUGUAGGCCCGCUAUCAAAUUGGUUCAUAUUGUGGUCAAAAGGGUCCAAAAUUAAACUUUGUUUAAUUUCAUCAAAAAUUGAAUUAUUGGGGUUCUUUGAUAUGCCAAAUCUAAAUGUGUUUUUAGAUUUUUAAUUUUGGGUCCCGUUUUUUAAAUUGGUCUACAUUAAGGUCCAAAGGGUCCAAAAUUAAACUUAGUUUGAUUUUAACAAAAAUUGAAUUCUUGGGGUACUUUGAUAUGCUGAAUCUAAACAUGUGUUUAGAUUUUUGAUUAUGGGACCAGUUUUCAAGUUUGUCCAAGUUGGGGUCCAAAAUUAAACUUUGUUUGAUUUCAACAAAAAUUGAAUAUAUGGGGUUCUUUGAUAUGCUGAAUCUAACCAUGUAUUUUGAUUUUGGACAUUGGACCAUAAUAGGUAAAUUAAAAAAAUUGAAGUUCUUAGACCACAUUCUUUCUGUGUCAGAAACCUAUGCUGUGUCAAAUAUUUAAUCACAAUCCAAAUUCAGAGCUGUAUCAAGCUUGAAUGUUGUGUCCAUACUUGCCCCAACUGUUCAGGGUUCGACCUCUGCGGUCGUAUCAAGCUGCGCCCAGCGAAGCAUUUUAUUUAAAUUUAUUUUUCAAAUACUUGGGGGUUGACCUUUUGUUUUUAUUGAAAGGGACAAACAGAAAUGUGAAUGCAAAUGCUACUUAAAGGUAAAAGCUGUAAAGCACCAACAACUAAUUCUUUAAGAACAAGUUUCCUAAUAAAAAAAAGUGACUUAAGGCCCCUUACUACACAAUAAAAAAUAUAUUUAUAAGCGUCAGAAUUCUUUUUUCUUGAUGGAUACCCUAUUUUCUGAGUACUAUCACAAAAUGGUACAAUAUGACACCAUCAUCAUGGCAUGGGAUUCUUUUCUCAUACUGACACAAUAGCAAAUCAAGAAAACAACGAGGACAUUUUGUGCCAUAAUUGAAUCUUUACCAAUAAAAAACUGGAAACAGGCAAACUAUUAUCACAAAACAAACAACCAGUAAGGAAAAUGGCAAGUAAUUUGUUCCUGGGUGUUUAUGGAGAAAAUUUAACUAUGGAGGUAGAGACUUGAUUGCAUUUAUUACUUCAUGACCUACUUGAUAUCUACAACAUAAAGUGUUCUGCAAAUCUUAGAAAAACCUCUUUCAGUAAAAACUUACUAUCUUUGUGUCUGUUAUAGAAAACUGACAAUAUAUCAGUGGGAUGUUUGAGAGUGAUUGUAAUAAACAAAAAAAUGAGCAAGUGAAUUGGCAACUUAUCUGUUUGGUGUUGACGAGGGUGAUUGUAAGAAACCAACAAUAAAAAAAAUCCUAGAUCUUGCUGAACUUUUAAAAAGAAUGAGGUGUGGGCAGACAAGUUAAUUCUGUACUGCUUUUGACAGAUUUAAAUUGUCUGCUGGUUGAAAAUAACAAUAAAAUGUUGUAAAUGGCAAAUAUUGUAAUAAAAUUAAGAUUAGGUUUUCAGGAUGAAAAUCUAGGAUUUUAUUUAUUAUGGUUGAUUGGAUUGAUGCAUUUUAUACCAGCUUGUGAAGCCAUCAAGUUCAGUAAUUUGAGAGGAAUAUGUUGUUGUAAACUGAAAUAAGACUAAUUACAAUUUAUCAAAAGAUAAGCUUUACAGAGAAGUAAUGAUAAAUAGUAUAUCUAAUAUUUUUCUUUUUUUCUUUUGCACAACCUGAACAUGUCAAGUGACGAUUCAUUGCCACAGGGGAGAGAAGUCAGCGCCAAAGGAACAUGAUACCAUGUAAUGUUGAUGAUAGCAUCAGUUAUUGUUAAAUGUAGAUUUGUAAAGUACUUUGGCGUAGAAAAUGAUUCCCUAGGGGGAAUGUUGUUAGCCACAGGGGAUAAGUUUAUUCUUAUGACAUUAAUAAGAGUUAAGACUUAAUAGGGUUCAUAAAAAGAUAUUUGCAAUUUUUCUUAUCAAUUAUUUUAAGAUGAUCAACAAUUGGUAGUAAUCUGAAAACAUUGCAUUAUAUUUUUUUUUUCAUCUAUUCUGAUAAUUAGUAUAAAUGAAUUUCUAAAAUCCAUCAACUUUGUAAGGUUAUUUGCGAUAUAAAUAGAGAGAAUGAUAUGCAGACAACAUUAAUUUGUUAUAAGUCCAUGUUAUUUUUUAGGCUUAUUAAUUGUUUUAUAUUAUUAUUUGCAGUUAUCUUUAAUUUUUGUUCUUAUAACGUCAUAGAUAAGCAUUUUAUUUUUGUGCUAUUACACAUAGUAUUGACUUCUUUGUAGAAAAAAAUGUAUCUGUUAUAUAUGCCUUUUUGGGGACGAAAACAGGUUUUGACAGUGCUUUUAAUCAAACUGCCUUUUCACCGCUGUGAAAUUUUAUUGUUUUUAUUUUCAGUUCUCAAUGAGUUUUGAAGAUUCAGUUUUACUUUUGACCUAUCAUGCGACAAAUAACAUUUCAAUUGUAGGAGAUUGAUAAAAUAUUUUUCAACAUUUUCUGUUUUUUUGUUAUUUAUGUUGUAGGACAGACCAGGAAGAACAUUACAGAAUACAGAUAGGUCUAUAAGGUUGUUAUUACAGGGAUAUAGAUGAACACUAUUUCUAGAGUAACCAAGUUAUGCUUUUACAAUAUCUCUGAAACCACAAACUAGAUUUCAAUAAAUCUCACAGAAUCUUUCUUUUAUUCAAAGUGCUAUUUUGUACCUCAAUUUUUUCACUUUAUUGGUUGGGUUUCAUAUAGAAUAAUAUUUAUUUUGGCAUUUUUAAAAACAAUUGAAGGAGCAGGGAUAUGAUUUUUUUGUGGUCCUUGCUCAGUUUUUUUUAGUUUAUUAAAAAAAAGUCAUGGUGAUAAUUCAAGCUUCAAACUAUAGUUGCAUUAAUUUCUAUAGAAAAUUUGUUGAAAAUAAAAAAAAUUAGACCCCUCAAAUUUGAAAUGGACACUGCAGUCUUCUAUGUGUCUAAAUAGUUAAGAACAAAAGGUAAGUUUUGAAACUUUAAGUAAUUCUUUGAAACACACAAAAUAUCAGGAGAAAAUCAGUUGCUUUUCAAUAAUGUUCCAAAUUAAGUACACACAAAUUGAAAAUAUUCAGUAGAAUUUUUCUAGACCACAAUAAUUAUAUGUCAACUGCAAUCCUGUACCUGCUCAUCUGUUCUUCUUUAAGCAAUAGACAAAUUCAGUUGUGGAUAUUUUUCAUUGAUUCAGAAGCAAGAACAGCCGAAACCAAACUUCAGUAAUACUGAAAUAAAUGAAUCCUUCAUUGGAUAUUAGCAUAAUAUCUUGUCAUCUGUUAUGAAGCUAAGAUUUCAAAUAUUGUAGCUCUAACAUCCAAGUACAUGUAUUCUUCACGAUCAAGGGUGCAGGACCAACUUGUACAGUGACUAUAAUGAUCCCUGAUUAGAUUGUACUUAAACUAAUGCGUCUAUUAAUUUCAGCUUUAGUGGGAGGAGUUUCAUAUUUAAAGUAUUAUAUUUGACAAAUGUAACUCACCAAUGUUUUAUUGUUAUUUUAGGUAUGUACAAAGAUGCAAUGGUUCUGGUCAGGGGUGUAUGUCCAACGUCAUAUAAAGGGAGAUAAUUGGUAGAGAUUUAGAAAGAACAUUUUAAUGGCAUGGAGAAUUGAAAUUUCACAUUUGGAAAAAUGAUUUUGACAUUUUCAUCAGACAAUCUUUAUAUUUCAACAUGUUCAAUAUGAGAAUGUUAUGUUUAUAUGUCCCGACGAAGCGAAGGGGCAUUAAGUUUUACCCUUGUUUAUUUAUAAAAUAUUUGUUUAGUGA